This is a messenger RNA of Ctenopharyngodon idella (grass carp), 3896 nucleotides long. It is a transcript of the gene gga3a, whose product is annotated as golgi associated, gamma adaptin ear containing, ARF binding protein 3a. The transcript has 20 exons. The record is from RefSeq and is a predicted model, not a curated record. NCBI's taxonomy places the organism in Eukaryota, Metazoa, Chordata, Actinopteri, Cypriniformes, Xenocyprididae. Gene Ontology annotation, molecular function: ubiquitin binding; small GTPase binding; phosphatidylinositol binding. The coding region runs from base 118 to 2217 and encodes 699 amino acids. Gene Ontology annotation, biological process: vesicle-mediated transport; intracellular protein transport. Gene Ontology annotation, cellular component: trans-Golgi network.
GAACUCCGCUUCCUCUCGGAACCACAACAGAUUCACAGACUCAGAGUCAGAGGCACAAGAAUGUCACAUGACAGGUAUGUGUAGUAGCUCGCUCUCGUCAGCUAUGCAAUUGUGAUCAUGGCGGAUCCGGAAGGAGAGUCACUGGAGUCAUGGCUAAACAAAGCCACCAAUCCUUCCAACAGACAGGAGGAGUGGGAGUACAUCAUUGGAUUCUGUGACCAAAUCAAUAAGGAACUUGAAGGCCCACAGAUAUCGGUCAGAUUAUUAGCACAUAAAAUUCAGUCACCCCAAGAAUGGGAGUCAUUACAAACACUUACUGUUUUAGAAGCCUGCAUGAAGAAUUGUGGGAGAAGGUUUCAUAAUGAAGUUGGAAAAUUUAGAUUUUUAAAUGAACUCAUUAAAGUAGUUUCACCUAAGUAUUUGGGAGACAGAGUGUCUGAACGAGUGAAGACCAAAGUAAUAGAGUUGCUCUACAGCUGGUCAGUUGCUUUACCAGAUGAGGCAAAGAUCACAGAGGCCUAUCAGAUGCUAAAGAAGCAAGGUAUUGUAACAGAAGACCCAGAGGUUCCUGUGGACAAGACCCUUGUUCCCUCGCCAAAGCCCAAGAAUCCAGUGUUUGACAAUGAGGAAAAGAGUAAGCGUCUUGCAGAACUUCUUAAGAGUAAAAAGCCUGAGGAUCUUCAAGAAGCCAACCGCAUUAUCAAGAACAUGGUCAAAGAGGAUGAGGCUAUACAGCAGAAAGCUUCCCAUCGUGCCAACACCCUAGAGGAGGUGAACAACAGUGUGAAGCUCCUUAAUGAGAUGCUAAGACAUUUCAAAAAAGAUGAGUCGACACAAGCAGACAAAGAACUUCUAACGGAUCUUUAUAAUGACUGUGACAAACUUCGAACUGCUGUCUUCAGACUCGCCACCGAGACAGAGGAUGAUGACAGUGCCUUAGGUGAUAUUUUGCACGCUAGUGAUGAUCUCUCACGGGUAAUCAACUCCUAUAAAAAGAUUGUUGAAGGACAGACCAUUGUGAUUGACAUGCCAGGGUUAACGGCCUCAAAAUACACCAAUGAUGGAAGCUCAUCUGAGAUUUUGAUUGAUUUGGCUGAUUUGGACUCUGGGUCCCCUUCACCCCUCAAACAUGUUUUGACUCCACCUCAGCACUCCGAUUCCAUUCCUGCUGACCUCCUCACACUUACAUCUAUAAUUGGAGCUCAGCCUUCCUCUUCCAACACGUCUUCUGGAUCGUCAAGUUUCCAAAUCAGUCCUCCAUCAAGCCAGCUUCCCAGCAGUCUUUCUCUUCUGGAUGAAGAACUUGGUUCAUUAGGCCUUGGUAGUGUGGACUCAAACUCAAAGAAGUCAGCAGAGAGGAAUACAAAAGAAGCUCAAAGCAAUCAGUGGAUUUCUUCACAAACUUCUAAACCAGUGAUUGACCUGCUCUGCAGCUCUGCUCCAUUAAAUCCUCUAAUCUCAACAGCGCCACCUACCUCUGAAGCUACCUCAGUUACAGGCUUUGAAAACUCCCUUCAGCAGAGCAGUAAAGAUUUUGCCAUGUUGGACCUGGACAAGGCUAAUAGCCAGUCCAAAUAUUCAAGCUCGGGCAGCAGAGAACUUAGAGCUUGGGAAGAGAACAUUCAUCCUGCAUUACCCACAUUCAGUUUUCCCGCUGGAAUAACACCAGUGCCUUCUGCUGUAACCUCUGCCAAACCUCAGAGCUUCGCCCCAGACAGCCCUCUCUUCAGAUCCCUCUCUCCAACAUUACCCACCAGUCAGUCACCCUCAGGCUCGGACAUCUCCCUAAACAGUGUCUUUGUCCCACUGGAGGCCAUUAAACCAAGUAAGGAGUGUCCAGUUACAGCCUACGAUAAGGAUGGUGUUCGUGUGUUGUUGCACUUUGCUACUGACCAUCCACCUGGUCGUCCUGAUGUUCUGGUGAUUGUCGUGUCCAUGUUAAAUACAGCACCACUGUUAGUGAGGAAUGUAGUGCUUCAGGCAGCUGUGCCAAAGUCUAUGAGAGUGAAGCUGCAGCCCCCUUCUGGAACAGAAAUGGUCCCCUUUAACCCCUUCAUGCCCCCCAGUUCUAUCACACAGAUCAUGCUGCUGGCUAACCCACUGAAGGAGAAAGUGAGAAUGAGGUACAAGUUGACAUUCAUCCUUGGAGAUCGACAGGUCACAGAGUCCGGUGAGAUAGACAAGUUCCCUCCAGUGGAAAGAUGGGGUCAUUUAUAGCUGUGUAAGCAUUAUUACUGCUUAAGAGAAAUGGAAAACAUGGUGUGUAAGUGCAUCAGUGAGCCCUCGACGGUGUCUCAAAGAUAUGUUAUGUCCAGGACCAGGCCUUACCUUUGACACACUGGAUGUUAAAUGUAUAAAUCCCAAUCUCUGAGUAACCACAGAUGUCUUGAUGUGCUGGUCUUGGUCAUUAGUUACUGUUGUCAUUAACAUAAGCGUAUUGCUUAUAGUAAUGGGUCAUUUUAUUGUUAGCCACCACUUGACAAUUCAGCUCAUACAGAUCACUGGACAUGUUACGAUUUUAAUAUCUUUCAAUCUCUGUUCUGUGAUGUGAUGCACCAGUUCUGUUAGUGCUUAUGUGAAUUUUAUUGAUGUUAUUUCUGAGUUUUACAUAUUUAUUUCUAUUUAUCAGAUUCUUGGUGUUUGACAUGGCUGGCCUCACUGGUUUAAAGUCAAGUUUACUUUGUUUUACGUCAUUUAGCAGAAACUCAAUAGAUAGCAGUAAUUCACACAGGAAAGUGUGUGUGGGGGAAGAAAAAAAAAUGGUGCAAAGCAUUCUUUGACUUCUGUGUUUUUGGAUGUAAAAUUUCACUCUUUCUUUCUUUUUCUUUUUUUUUUUUUUACACAACUGGAAGGAACUCUACCUGUAUAUAGAGUUGUCCAAUUUUCUUUCUUGGUGUGUGUGUGUGUGUAUAUAAUUGGACAGGAGGCUGGUUUUGAUGUGUAAAAAGACAAACUUUACAUUUUGGGGAUAUUACAGAUGCCAUUAUUUAUAUUAUAAAAUUAGAUUUUUUAAAUGAUUUGUUUGCAGUAUGGACUUAUGGAAGUAAUGGAAGCCUUUUUGUAUGGCUUUUGUUUUGUUUUACAGCAGAUGCCUCAGUAUUAUUUUGUUGUACUGGAUGUGUCCAGCAGUGUAUUCUACUUAAUGAUAUUCAAAUACAAUUAUUAAUUUGACUUGUAAAUUAUUUUGAAGAAGAGCUUCACAAAUCUUCCAAUGAUGAUACUGUUCUUUUUAGAUUCUUAGUAAAAAUCUAGAAUUUAACAUUAUGUAUACUGUUUUAAAGACAAAUAAAUAUACUGUUUUGAACAAUGUGGCAUAUGUUUAUCACUAUUGGUUGUUGUUGGUGUUGUCAAAUUAUUCACACCAAACUUUGCAGCUAAAAUGCAGCUGGGGAUAUUACUUAUUUUAUUAAGCAAUAAAACCAAGGGGAGGAUGGGGAUCAGUAAUGGGACUCCGGAAGUUGACCCUUUUAAAUGUCGUCAUGUCCGGCGGCAUUACGCGCGUUCUUGUGAGGCAGAGGCAGUGGCAGUCAUGGCAGACGAGAAGCCAAAGGAGGGUGUGAAAACAGAGAAUGACCACAUAAAUCUGAAAGUAGCUGGGCAGGAUGGCUCAGUGGUUCAGUUCAAAAUCAAGAGGCACACACCCCUCAACAAACUGAUGAAAGCAUAUUGUGAGAGACAGGGGCUAACAAUGCGUCAGAUUCGGUUCCGGUUUGAUGGGCAGCCAAUUAAUGAGACUGACACACCAGCUCAGUUGGAAAUGGAGGAUGAGGAUACAAUUGAUGUAUUUCAGCAACAGACUGGGGGCCUGAUGUAAAUAACUACCUCUGCACUCCAUCAUCAUUGUCCUCCUCUCUGUGCCCUGCAUUUUUUUUUUUUUUUUUUUUUUUUAAUAUAAA